This is a messenger RNA of Triticum turgidum subsp. durum (durum wheat), 1497 nucleotides long. NCBI's taxonomy places the organism in Eukaryota, Viridiplantae, Streptophyta, Magnoliopsida, Poales, Poaceae. The record is from the annotation of a GenBank genome assembly.
AUGGUGGCGGAGACUGACGGGUGUUUGUUGUUUUUGCGCGCGCGCGUGCAGAGUCUGGGCGGCGAGGGGUGCAGCCUGCUCCCGCACGGCCACUUCUGGAUCGCCAGCCAGCGGGUCGUCGCGCUCGGCCGCGUCGGCCCCGCCGCAGUGGAGGUGAAGGAGGGGCUGAUCAACGCCAUCGCCGUGGGGGACUACCGGAGCUUCGUGCUCCGCCGCCCGCUCGUCGACUACGGGGACGCCGUCAUCAUGCCCGGCCUCAUCGACGUGCACGCGCAUCUCGACGAGCCCGGCCGGGCCGAGUGGGAGGGCUUCUCCACCGGCACAAGAGCCGCCGCCGCAGGUGGCAUAACAACGUUGGUGGACAUGCCUCUCAACAGCUUCCCGUCCACGGUCUGUGAAGAAACUCUCAAACUCAAGGUGGAUGCAGCUCGGGAUAAGCUAUAUGUUGAUGUCGGGUUUUGGGGAGGCCUUGUGCCCGAGAACGCCUUGAACCCAAGAAAAUUGGAGAGCCUGCUAAAUGCAGGAGUGUUAGGACUUAAGUCUUUUAUGUGCCCCUCUGGCAUCAACGACUUCCCCAUGACAAAUUCAACCCACAUCGAGGAGGGCCUGGUUACAUUGGCAAAGUACAAGAGGCCCUUACUUAUCCACGCAGAGCGCAUACCGGAUGUCGUGAGUGACGAGGAGCUCGAUGGCGAACUAGAUCCUCGAUCUUACGCAACCUACCUGAAGUCUAGAACUCCAGCAUGGGAGGAAUCAGCCGUUAGGGAUUUGAAACGUGCCAUGAAGGACACCGAGGUGGGGGGCCGGUCAGAAGGAGCUCAUCUUCACAUUGUCCAUCUCUCAGAUUCAAAAACUACCCUUGAGCUUCUGAAGGAUGCGAAACACAGCGGCGCAAAGGUCACUAUAGAAACCUGUCCUCAUUACCUCGCAUUUUCGGCGGAGGAAGUUCCAGAUGGGGACACUCGUUUCAAGUGCUCUCCUCCCAUACGCGACGCCGCCAACAAGGAUAACCUCUGGGAGGCUCUACUUGAUGGUCACAUCGACAUGCUCAGCUCGGACCACUCGCCCUCGACUCCUGAUCUCAAGCUAAUGGAGGAAGGCAACUUCAUGAAGGCAUGGGGAGGUAUCUCAUCUCUGCAGUUUGUGCUCCCUGUAACAUGGUCACAUGGGAAAAAGUAUGGCAUCACCCUGAACCAGCUAGCCUCAUGGUGGAGCGAGAAGCCCGCCGAGCUAGCGGGACAGAAGAACAAGGGGUCUAUUCUGCCGGGGUACCACGCCGACAUCGUGGUGUGGAAACCCGAGGCGCAGUUCCACCUCGACGACACCCAUGCCGUAUACCACAAGCACCGGAACAUCUCGGCGUAUCUCGGGAAGGAGCUAUCGGGCAAGGUGCUGUCGACGUUCGUGAGGGGGAACCUGGUGUUCGCCGAAGGGAAGCAUGCCGGGGCCGCCUGCGGCGCCACCAUCCUCGCCAAAGGCUCAGGCGCAAAGAAGUGA